GAUAAGAAUUAUCUUAGAAAUCCGUGCCUGUAUUAUAUUAUGUUGUUAUUAUUGUUUGUUCACUACUAACUCCGAAGUCGGAGCUAUUUUACUUAAUUCUACUGCCAGAUCCUUGCUAUACAUACUGUAGUAAACUAUAGUAAGUCGUUGCUUGUACUCGUAUACUUAGUAUAGUUUGAGCGAAAACAAUGAUUUUGGAAGAAAACCAAAAUGUCAUCAAACCAAGGAAUAGCCGAGCAGCUCGGCCUAAAGUUGUUUACCAAUGGACUGUACAAGAUGUUCAAAAAUGGUUUCGUCGUCAUUGCUAUGAUUAUUAUGUUUUAUAUGGAGAAAAAUUCUUGCAGCAUGAAAUAAUUGGACGCGCUUUAAUAAGAAUAAAUGAAAAUCAACUGUAUCGUAUGGGCAUUAUAAAUCCAGAUCAUAGUCAAGAUAUUUGUCGAGAAAUACUUAAACUACGUCUUAAAACUUAUAUUUUAGAGUUUAGAGAUCUGGAACGCAACAAUCUUUAUGAUUAAACUUUCAAAUUUCUACAAUUUUACAUCGAAAGCCCAAGAGUAGUGAUCCGAGGACUAUUAGGCUUAAUUGAACCUACUUCAGUUUCUACUUUGUAAAAUGAUAUUGGAUGAAAUGUACUUAUGUCGAUAAGAGUACUAUUUUUAUUGAAUACUCUUAUAACACCUGGAGCUUCACAUCC
Messenger RNA from Myzus persicae (green peach aphid), 694 nucleotides. It is a transcript of the gene ave, whose product is annotated as protein aveugle. The transcript is spliced from 5 exons. The coding region runs from base 189 to 515 and encodes 108 amino acids. Gene Ontology annotation, biological process: cell surface receptor protein tyrosine kinase signaling pathway. Gene Ontology annotation, molecular function: protein binding. The record is from RefSeq and is a predicted model, not a curated record. Gene Ontology annotation, cellular component: cytoplasmic side of plasma membrane. Lineage: Eukaryota; Metazoa; Arthropoda; Insecta; Hemiptera; Aphididae.